ACUGUGGAAAAGCUUUAAAAAUGUUGGAUUAAACUCCAUUAGACUUCAGUUCAAAGAUCUUAACUUUCACUCAACCACUUUCUUGUCUUCUUGUUGGGCUGAGUCCAUUAGCGUGACUGUACUGAAUCAAAAAGAGACUACCUUAACAAAGGCGGUGGUAAAACCGGCAAAGAAGAAUUCAAGAAGUUGAGAAUAUUUGAAAUGUCGAGUAAAUUUGUUGCGAGCGUACGAGUACGAGUGACAGAUGGUGUUUGGGGGGGUGUUGUUUGACUGCUUGUAAACAACGAAAACAACAAUAAAACUCUAGGGUUGCCUCUUGUUACAUUCUGCAGAAAUGCAAGGCAAAUCGGAUGGAGUUAAUCGUGUUCAAAGGAGUUUCAAAGAUGCAGAAACACUGAGACGUGAGGAAUUGAACCGUCGAAGAUUACUUCGCUUAGAGCAGGUCAGACAACAGUCUAAGGAUGUGGCUAGUCUUGUCCGUCAAAAGGUUCAUAGCGAAAGAGAGAAGCAGCUUAGUUUGGUACAAGACCGUGUCAAUGCGAGAACUCAUCAGUGGCAAGUACGCAAGUUGAAAGAAUUACAGGGGGAGUACAACAAAACCGUACAGAAUGUUGGCAAAAGCCAUGCAGAUGCAGCAAAUCAACCCAAUGAAGAAGCUGCACAAAGAGAGGAAGCUGAAAAGAUUUCAUCAGCUGCACAGAAAAGAGGACAAGAAGCCCUGAACCGCCUGAAGGAAGAGGAAAAAGCUCGCCGCAGGGCCAAUGAUGAGCGGAGGUUUCAAUUACUCAAUGUUCGAGCAGUGGAAGGAGCUCGUUCUGCUGCAGUUGUUGCCCUACCUUGCCCUGAGUCCACUGUGGGCAUUCAAAGCAUUCCACCAAAGGCUUCAGUUUGUAUUGUUGCACCUCCACCAAAAACAUCUGGGCAGAAAAAAAGUAAUAUGCCAGAGUGGCCUAAAAGAUCGUGGUCUCAGCAAGCCUUACCGCUGGGCAUGAUUGAUAAUCAGAGGAACAAUGAAAAGGGUGAUUCAUUCAAAGCUGAAGCCAAUGAAAUGAAAGGGGGGCUAGCCUACAAUGCAGAUUCUGGUUCUCGACCAGUAUCGUCUCAUGGUGAUUCCUUCAAAAGGCUUCUUGAUGAACGUCAAUAUUUUCCUGAAACCACAUCCUUGUCAAAUAGACUAGCAUCUGUCAGGGACCCAGCCACUGCUUUAAAUUCUGAUGUCCAACUAUAUGACUAUAGUAGCUGCUUUCCAAGUCAAUAUGGUAAAACCUCUGGCAUUGUGGAAAAAGUACAGUCAGCAGGAGAGAUAAAUGCAAAAGAAGCUGCUGAUAAAUUUUCUGUGACCUCUGAUUCAAAAUGCAAGCUCAGCACUGCACAGAGAGAUCAGCAACGGGGCAGAGAAGCUCUUCAAAGAGUUCAGGCACAAAGAGAUUAUAAACAUUUCAUGGAUAGUCUUUCAUUGUUAGCAAGGCAAAAUGCUGCUCUUAGUAGCUGUAGUGGUGCACCUGAAAAGCCAUACAUCAAGAUGAAUAAUCAAGAAAGUAAGUUGAAGUUGGCUGUUGAAAAUCUUUUGCAAGAUGCUGAGGUGAAUCCUUGUAACAGUACCCAGGAAGCUGACUCAGUUAACACUCCUGAUGGUUCAUUAAUAGUGUCACAUUUUGGAGACACCCCAGGCAGUGCACCACGUCUAAAUGUUGGACUCUGGCGAGCACAAGACACCUCUACAGAGCAAGAAGAUUAUCAUAAAGUAGACUCUUCUCCAUCAGAUUCCAUCAUCAUUGCACCACCUUCUAAUGUCUUGCAGUCAUUUAGUAAUGCUCAUCAAGAAAACAAUGAAAGAGAAACUGCUUUGAGAAGUCUUGUGCAGAGGAUAAAUGAUGAAAGGCACUCUCUGCUGUCAUCAAGACAGCAGCCAUUGGUUGUUAAAGAAACUCAAGACAUCAACAAGGAGCGGGAUAUUAGAAACUUAGAGGAAAAAGUACUACAGCAACGAAAACAGUUAAAAGUUCAACGGUCAGAAGUGAAGCGUCUAGGUGACAGCAUUGUGGCUCCCGAAUGUAUGAACACACUACUUGAGAAAGAUGAGCAAAACUCAUCUCCUGGCACUUCAUGUACACAUGAAAGUAUUAUAAUUGAGCACUCAGAUCCAUCUUCUAACUCAUCCUCUCACUCGCUUGUCCCUGAAUCCCAUUUGAAAGGAAAAGGAAAAAUGUCUGGAGAAGAUGGAUCUUUUGUUAAAGAUGCUUUGUUCUACAGUAUGGAUGUUUCCAUGUCAUCUGUAAUUAUGGACCAAACUGAGAGCAGCAGUUCUGGUAGUAAGUCAUUAUCUCUUCAUGGUGUACAAGUUCUUGUGAAAGUAUGUGGAACUGAGGAAGGUGUGAGCGUGAGUGGGCCCAUGAGUAACUUUGGUGAUGAAAAAGGAAGAGUGGAGGUAAUUGAAUUAUCUAGUAGGAGUGGAAGCCCAGCUCAGGAAAAUGUAGAUGGACCAAGACAUAUUAAGAUUUCCUCUGGCAGUAUGAAACAGGUUGCUGAAAGCACAAGCCAAAAAAUAGUAGAAGAACAACCAGUUCUUAAAAAAACUAAAAGAAGAGAAAUCAAAUCUGUGAGUGAAAAACCUGAUAUGGCAUGUCAGAUAAAUUCCAGUUCCCAGCAAAUACCAGUAAAGGAAAAGAAACCUAAGCCAGAAAUCUUAUCCAAGCAAGUUUCAAAGGAUGGCAGCAAGAAGAAAACACGUAAAAAGUCAACAAGAAGUGAGGCUGAAAUGGAUAAGAAAUCAACUAAGGAUAAAAUGAAAAUCCGGACAAAAAUAGCGGAAGGUUCAGAAACAAAUGUUGCCGAAAGAACGCAAGAAAAAUUGCUAGAGGACUCUGAUGUGCAAGAGCAUCUAACUUCAACAAGCACUUCGUAUUUGAGUCCUCCUGACAAAGUCCUUUCAUCCUUGACUGAGGAUAUUAAAACAUUGAUGGCACUUGCUCAGCGUAAUAUCUUGCCACAAUCAGGAACUUCAAGCAAUCAAGUUCAACAUGGUGGGCCUCUUGUAACCUACAUCAAUAGACUUCUUGCCAUGAGCAGGGAAAGUAUUGAUCGACUAAAUGUUUCCUGUAGUGAGGUAUCAACUCCUUCCUCUGCCAUUUUCAAAUCCUCUGUAACAGAUGUUAGUCCUUCUGAAAAUACAUCUUUAGCAGCACGGACAGAAGGGCAAUUUCUGCCAUCCAAAAGUAUGCGGCGGGAUGCUGAUGACAGAGCAAAGUUUCAAGAGACUAUCCAUGAUGAAAGUAAGAGUAAACUGUGUUUUUCUGAGCCAGAUGAAUGGUUGUUGCAUUCUGCUUUGUCAGAUCAGGGAGCUCUAACUGACAUGACGAGACAGUGCCAUGAGAAGAUUUCUGCAUUGACAAAAAUGAUUGAAGAAGUAAGAAGGCAGGCUGUGGUGAAUUCAUCCACUGAGGGUGACUCUCUUCUUAGUGGUGACAACCAGUCGAGGAGCACUCUGCAUUUAGACUCAACGGCAUACAUGAGUCCUCCCCCACAUGUCCUGGAGUGGGCAGAUGUAGCUGCCCCUGCCCUCAUUGGGAAUGACAAGGACAGUAGAAUGUCUCUGGACCCUUACAGCAAUGCAGUUGUACAACUUCUAGCCGAUGUACGGAGUCAUAUGUCCUCCAAAGUGACAGAAUUGUCAGAACCCCUGACUGCACCACUGUUCAGAACUCCGCCUCAUGAUGGUUCUAGUGAUAUUGGUGGACAUGUGGAAUUAAAUUACACAAGGCCUAAACCACCAGUCGCAUUUUGGAGGAAUAUUGAGAGAUGUAAUGCUAUGAGUCCUACUGAACCUCAUGAGCUUUCUACCAUUCUUGAAUUGGGUACCACUCUUCCUGAAAGUAUUGGAUCUCACGCAACUGCACCAGCAUCUCCUGCUCAUGGCCUUUCACCUCCAUCAACACCUGGAACUCCUCCUGAUGUCAUUGCUGAACUUAUGCGGCGCAACCUUCUGACAAGCCCUUUUGCAUGGGCCAAGAAGAUGGACAGUGCCCCAAGACAAAGUUCAGGCUCAAGCAGCCCAAUGAAGAACAGUGUGGAUUCGGAUUUGAGCUCUGGAAAGACUGGAGCAGGCCAGUCUGACAUUUCGGCCAGCAGAGAAACUAACACUGUUUCUUUUCAAAGCCAGAAUUCAAGUUCCAAUGGUUCAAAGGACUGGAAAACAAAUAUCUUGAUGUCCCCAGUAGAUUUAUAUUCUUCGGCAGAUGAAGUUGAGGGAGACUUUAGGCGAAUGGGAAUUGGUUGGGUGGGAGCAAUGCUUCGUAAAACUAAGGAGGCGGGGGCGUUGAGCACAACAUCCAGUUCAGAUGGGAGCCCCAUGAAAGUUGAUAACCCUAACUUGAAAGAGGUGUUCAGUUUGCCUGAUGAAGAGCCGAUCCUGAGCAGCUCUGUAACAGUUGCAAUCAGGCAGGGACGUGGCCAUUCUACUCCUAUUAAACAUCCUUCAGAUUUGAGCUCAACUGGAUCUCACUCCCAUUUGGUCUGAGAUGAUCUGAUGCUAGAUGUUUUCAUUUUGUCUAGUCUUAUAAAAAUAUGGUGUAGCUACUAAGUUACGAUAAAUUGCACCUGGGCUUUUCACUCACAAUAUGAGUAAAUAUUUACUGGUGCCAGUUCAUGUAUCAUAAAUUAAUGUCCUCAGGACUAAAUUUUUAAUCAUUUCCAUGCAGCAUUUUGAAGAUGUUCUUUGUUGUAUUAUGAAACUAUAAAAUUAUCUAUAUUGCCAGUUAACAAACUGUUUAUUAUUGUAUUAUUUGGUUGUUUAAGUUUAUCACAAGAGUGUCUAUAAAUAUGGUGAAAAUAAAAAUAAAAUACCAGUGCUUUUAAGC
This is a messenger RNA of Thrips palmi, 4856 nucleotides long. RefSeq names its product microtubule-associated protein futsch-like. Bases 335 to 4516 code for a protein of 1393 amino acids. Lineage: Eukaryota; Metazoa; Arthropoda; Insecta; Thysanoptera; Thripidae. The record is from RefSeq and is a predicted model, not a curated record. The transcript is spliced from 10 exons.